Messenger RNA from Polychytrium aggregatum, 11011 nucleotides. RefSeq lists its product as uncharacterized. Gene Ontology annotation, cellular component: membrane; cytosol. Bases 166 to 10791 code for a protein of 3541 amino acids. The record is from RefSeq and is a predicted model, not a curated record. Lineage: Eukaryota; Fungi; Chytridiomycota; Chytridiomycetes; Polychytriales. Gene Ontology annotation, molecular function: protein kinase binding. The transcript is spliced from 13 exons. Gene Ontology annotation, biological process: intracellular protein localization.
GCCAGACUCGCAGCCGGCUAUUCCCAAGAAACGAGAGCGCCAUCCACAAAUUCGCAUCCUUCCGUGUCCUGUUGCCCGGCUCCUCGGUAGCCCGACUGCGUUUCUCUCGGCCUCCAGCCCAUCCUCACAGCCCGGGCCACACGGCCAGCUCAGAGACACCGCACCAUGAACUGGAUCAAGAAAAACGUCUCGUCGCUGCAGGUGCAUCUGCGCCGUGCUUCAACCGACUCGCAAGCCAUGGCCUCGAGCCCCCUCCCGACCGAAAACGAAAAGAUUCGGCUCUGCUGCAUGCUCCACGGUCAGGAGCCCGACCAGCAGCAGCCUCAUGAUCACUCCGCAGCCACCCGUAGCUCUGAGGGUCAAGAAUCGUCUGAGCCGACCAAGCGACUGUGGACAUCAUGGGCCGCGUACAAAAAAAUCGUCGACCAGGAUGCUGAGAGCCACGACGCCGACGACAGUGUCAUGCAACAGAGCUCCAAACAUGCUCGCUCGGACGCUCUCUUCAUCUUUAUCGAUGCCCUCGUUUCGCAUCCGGCCACGGCAUCCGUGAUCGACCCUGCCUCGGCCACUGAUGUGCCAAAUCCUUUCGAUUCGCUGCAGUCUGUCGAGGACCUGCCUUCGAUCAUCCAGUCGCCACCACCGACAGUAAUCCAGCCUGUGCCGCUGGCAUCAAGCCCCAAGCGGCCCCGCAAGCUCACCAUCGAGACCAACACAGCAACCCUGGUUCCUCCAGAGAUUCGCAAGAAACGCGUUUCCAAAGCCCCACCAGCUGUCCCCCCGCUUCCCCAGCCGCAUGGCACCCUGAUUGCUGUUCUGCAGGAGCUGGACAUUCUCGUCGAAGCCUUCGAUGAGCUCGUCAAGAUGGGCAACCCGAUGUGGCCAUCCAAGCUGCCGCGCAUCAAAGCGGUUGCGCGAUGUCUGUCGUUGCUCAGCCGGCCCUUGGCAUUCCAGGACUCCCUUUUGCGACAUAACGGAAUAUCGUACAUCGCCAGCUUAGCCGAGUCAAUCAUAUUUCUUCUACUCUCUCGUAUCAACCCGGCUGCACCCAACCAUCAAAAACUCUGUCGAGUCGAGACCAUCAAAGUUCCUCAGAACGGCGAAAUCGUCCUGGCCAACAUCAACCUCCUGCUCGAAGAAAUCGCGAUGGAUCUCUUUGCCACCAUCCAGCGCUGUGUGGACUCGGAGCACCGGUGGCGCCGAUACCUCGAGACAGCCAAUAUCUUCGAGUCGAUCAAGGGUGUCUACAGAGGGUCCAAGCACGCGCUCGACUCGGCCUCGGCCACGAAGCUUGCGACAGUAUGCUUCCGUGUCCUGAGCCCCGAGACCAGGGAGUGCUUCCGACAGAGACCUAUCGGAUAUGCUCUGAGCAUACACGCCCUCAACAUCGUCGCCAGCAUCAUGGUUGGCCGCACGCGUUCGGGGAGGAAGAUAUUCAUGGAUCAGGAUGGCUGUCAGAAGGUAUUGGGGCUCAUCGGCUGGCCAAGCUUUAUCCUGCCCAUGCUUUUGCCCAAUCCAAGCGCCGGGCCGUCACCAUCGUCACCAUCGUCACCACCGUCACCACCGUCACCACUGUCGCCCCCCUCCACCCCGGCCACGCCUCGGCCACACGCUGGCGCCAGUACACCGCCUGUCAUUGAUUCGCAGGUCCUUCGAUCGGAAUUCAAGCUGCAGCUUCUCGCUCUCUAUGUUUAUAACUGCUGGAUCCACUUGUCUGGAUACACACUGGAAGAGAUCCAUCUCGACGAUCGCUACCUGACCGUCAUUUCGCAGCUGUUCCAGUGGACCAGCCUUGUUGCCCAUGGCGUUGCCGCGCUCCAGGCCUUUGCCUCCGAUGAAACAUCCUACGACUGGUUUGCCCAACCCCCUGUCCGUCCGCUUCAGACGGCGCUGCCGUCCUCACAGACCUGGCCCGAAGCCCACAAGCACACCUUCACCAGCCUGGAGGAGGCCUACUUGAAAGAAGCGGCUGCCAUGCCAGUGGAGCCUCCUGCGCGUCCGCUGUGGGAGCAGGCCCCGCCUCACAUCCACCGAGAUCUGCCGCAGAUUCAAUCGAUCGAAGUCGAUCUGCUCUUCCACACCGUCUAUUCUUUCUGUGUCUGCGAUAACGAGCCUAUUGUCCUGUCCGUUGCCAGUCCCAUCGGCCCAACGGCCAGUGACUCGGAAGGCAAGGUCACCAAACGCUAUCCGGCCAUCGAGGUCUUCUUUGCAGCCUUUGCAGCGUGCUUCUCGAAUGCUUCCACGACAUUCGGCCUCCCAGCACAAAGUCAACUCGAGCAGCUGCGUUUGGUGUCCCUGAGCAUGCAAUCCCUUGGCUCCUUGAAGGUCGUGCCCCGCAUCCAGAUCAAGUUCAUUGAGUUCGUCGCCAAGCUGAUGUCGUCCGAGCAGCGCAGCGACGACGUGGAUGAGACCCUUCAGAGCAUCACGACCCGUCGCCAGGUCUGCCUCAACGUCAUCGAGUCAAACCGCCUCUGGGACUCGCUCUUCUCGGCGCUGUUUUAUCGAUGGCAGCCGCCGGCAUCCGCAGAUGGUAGCAUCAAGGGCGAGGAUAUCUUUAGCCGCGAGCUGCGCUACCUCGUCACCAAGAUUGUCCUCUUUGCUGCCACGAUCCCGGGCAUCCCCAACGUCAACCUGUGCAGGGUUGUGCUGCGGGUCAUAUCAGAGCUCCAUGCCGCCAGCCUCGAUAGCGCGGUGGAUAUUAUUGAUCUGCAGCGACAAAUCAUCAAGGAGCAGCGGCUUGCCACCCAAUCGGCCCUGAAGGAGAUACAGUGCCUCGAAAUCCUGACGCCGAUCCUGCAGUCAAGCCUGUCAACCGAUAGCGCAACGAUGUGGCCGCUGUUUGCGCUAUACCAAUGGAUUCUGGUGGCCAACAACGACCAGUGUCUCGCUGUCUACGAUGACAAGCCCACGCUCAAGGCCAUUGUCAUGGCCCUCAAGCGCGAGCACGAGGGCAUCUCCCGCUUCGGCCUCGAGGCAACACUCUACAUUAUUCGCGCCCUGGCGUCGGUACCACCUGCUCGGCAUCCCGAAGAGCAUCCAACCGCACCGACAGCACACAAAUCCCCUCUUGUCGACAUGCUCUCCAUGUUUUUCGAGUGCUUUCCUGCCGAGAUCCAGACAGAAGCUUGCUACAGACUGCAGAUGGCGCUUCUGCGGGGCUUGAUGCGCAUCGUAUCGCUCUUCCCACCAGCCUCCACUCGGAGGCGUCGCAUCCUCAGGGCGCUCCUGAAAGCACGGGCAUUCGAGUAUCUCCUUGGCGUCCUGAGUGUCGUCAAUCGGAUCGAUAGCCCAGCCGUGAACGAGCACAGCGCAAUCACUCUGGACCAGCGCUACGACGCCUGCGUGGUUGUGGUCCAGACCCUCACCAACUUCAUGAACUCAAGCGAUGACUGCAAGAAGGCGUUCCGUGAUAUUCUGGGCUAUGACGAGCUGCGGGCACGGAUUUUUGUGAAGGGAGUGUGCUGCGACUGCGAUCGCCUGAUUGACUCGUUCAUCGCGAUGAUGAUGGACGACGUCGCUCCGGGAAGCACCUCUCCCCGUCUGAAGGUCAUGCAAAACCGAGACGUUGUGGACUUUCUCCUGGGUCUCUUUCCAAUCAUGGGCGAGUUCAGCCGUACUCGAAUGCUGGAGCAGUUCAUUUUCCUGACCGAGUCUCAUGAGAUGAACCAGGUCUUGUUCACUCAGCUCGCCCUCGUCCGAAAGCUUCUCGAGGACGAGACGUUUUUGGCAUCCAGCCCUGAACAUAUGAAGAAGGUCGUCAGGCUCAUCGAGAAAGUCGCGCUCCACAGCAUCAGCAUCACCGACACCCGCUUGAUCCUGGGUAGUCUACGCCACCACGAACUCCUGGAUCUGACUGAGAGCGAAACCAAUGCCGGCACGCUCCCGCGGAAGAAGCCGGCCACCUGGGCGAUCGCCUUGGAUCGCAAAUCGGCCGACGAGCGAACGCACACACUGCCCUCGUGGUACGACGACAUGACCCAGGCUUUCCUAAACGUGGCCCUCAAGAAGGAGGCCGAUCUGGACUUUUUCUACUUUGAGGGCCGCGAGAGCGGGAUCAUUCUGCCCGUGCUGGAGCGGUGGCCCUACAACACCGGAUAUGCUGGGGGCUACACCAUCUGCACCUGGUUCAAGAUGGAUCCGUCGCUUGAUACCGAACGAGCCGGCCGGGCUGAGCAGGGCUCUGCUGCACCGCCUGCCCCCCUCGAGGACGUCGAUGCCAAAGUCGAGCCCCGCAUCUUCUCGAUCCUGAACACCCACGGUAACGGCGUCGAAAUCUUUGUCCGGGACAAGGCUCUCUACCUCUCCCUGAAGCGUGGCGCCGUCCACACCGUGAUUGCCAUCCCCGACGUCAAGAUUAUCACACAAAAGUGGUACUUUGUCGCCAUUUCGCACGCAAGCCCGAAGCUGCUCUGGACCUCGCAAACAGAUCUGGUCCUGCUCGUCAAUGGCGUCGUGCGCCUCAAAAUCAAAGUCGACUUCCCGGAUGUCGACAGCUACUCGAUGUGUCGCAUAGGAGCCUCGGCGAUGACUUCGGCUGAAGAUUUGGCCGCUACCGAGGCGGGUGCUUCAGGCAAGGACAAGAACAAAUCCAUAAACUCGUCUCUCGACAGUGUCGCGAGCAACGGACCCCAUCUCGAUAUCAAGGAGUUGAUUGACUACACCGGGGCACUCUUUCCUGACAGCUCGCUCGCCCGCAACCCCAGGAAGGGAAACGCGGGAUCCGACGACUGCUACAACUCCUUCCAGGGCCAGAUGACGUCCUUCUAUCUCUUUGACGACGCCCUGACGGUACCGCAGCUGAACUCGAUCUAUGGCCUUGGUGUGGGUCACUCGUCCCAGUUCCGAGUCGACGACGCCAUGUACUACCCGUCGCUUGAAGCGCCGCUGUUUGACGGGACGGUGCACGCCAAGUUGUGUCUGCAGUACCAUCCGAUGGCAUCGCAAAGCCAGGCCGUCUGCACGAACGUUGCCCCCAAGGAGCUCUACCGAGACAUGGAUGCACGGCUGCACCGGACGCUUACGUGCUCGACAAAGUGCCUGCGCACGGCCAUCCAUGUCUUGGGCGGCAUCGAGAUCCUGCUGCCCCUGAUCUUCCACUUUGACAUGUCCACACUGGAGCAGCGUCAGGGUGAGAGUGACUCGACAACGUCCUUUAGCGCCCAGCGCGUGUCCACGUUCUUCCGCCUGCUCAGCGUCUUACUCGCCGACGAUGCGCUCCAUCAAGCGCAUUUUCUGUCAAUCAAGGGGUCGCAGAUCACGUCGAUGCUGCUCCAGCAGGUCGACCCCAAGCAUCUCACCAUGUCGACCCUGGAUGGAAUCAUGGAUCUCGUCAACUCAGUCUCGGAGAACGAGCAGCUGGCACAGUCGCUGCACGAGUCGUUCGUAUUUGAGUUCCGGUUGUGGGCCUGUGCCUCGUUUUCGGUGCAGCAAGAGUACUUUGAGUUCCUGUUUCAGUACCUAUCUGUGCACGCCGAUUUCCGCGCAAAGUACGGCGUGGCCUUCUUCGUGGAUGUGCUCGAAAGCUUUUACUGGUAUUUACUGCCGGACGUGAUCAACACGGACCUCACAAAGCUCCUCAAGGCGCGCUCGACCACAACCAACCUCAAGAGUCUCCGGAGCGGCGCCAUCCGCAUUCUGAAGCACUUUAUUGCACAGGGCAUCAGCGAAGACGAGGCCUCGCGCAUCGUGCGGUCCAUCUGGACCUGUACCGACGAAGACCAUCUCCUGGAGCUGAUGGGCGUGGCCAUGGAGUUUAUGCUCGUGCCGACCAGCGGUCUCUUGGAGAAUUUCCUGACUCACAACGGCCUCGACUCGCUGCUGCGGCUCUGGAUCUCGUGCAAAAAGGAGGCCACGCGGGUGGCCGUCCUGCAUCUCCUGUUCGUGAUCAUCCGCAGCCCGAACACGGCCGAAAGGUGGAGACGCAAGGCCCGCUUUGAUGAUCUGGCUCUCACAGGCGCAAGUCUCCACGCCGUUUCCUCCCUCUUCCAGGCGCCAACGUUCACAACGCCCAUGUACCACGCCCUCUUGCAGCUUGCUUUGGAAGAGCCCGUCAUCGACUGCAGCAGCGGCGAGUUGAUCAUGCUCCCGACGGAUCUGCCCGGCAAAGUCCUCAGGAACUCGUUCUAUCUGCACACCAUCUUCCACCUGCUCGUGAAUGCUGAGGCGACUGUUGAUCUGCGCAGAGCCGUUCUGGGUGAUCUGCUGCUGUUGUGCAGCAGCCUGCCAUCCAACUCGGAGCGAAUUGCGCUUCUCUACGGCUGGCAAAGGUACUUCUUGAACCUGAUUCCGGAGUGUCCGCGACGGGUGCUGACGCUCAAGCGCACCCCCAGCCAGUCGCGCGUCUGGCUCGAAACCUCCGAGAGCACUCAGAGCAUCCGCAUUUCGCUGGAAGACUCGGGCUUGACGAAGCUGGCCGAGUCGCCGGAGCAGCUCCAAGCGUAUGCAUCGCAGCUCACUGACGAUCCAGACCAGAUGCUCGACAUGUCUACUUCGAGCGCCGCCGUCUCGGCCAGUGCGGUAGGCAUGGACGCCGACGAACCCACGACCAACCUGGUGAUGCAGCUCAUCAGCACCGUCAUCAAUGAUGUUUUUGCAACCGACAGACGCUCCUGGAAGAUGAUCGAAGACAUCCUUGUCAUCAUCUGGUCCACCUCCACCAGCAUCGACAGCGGCAUCUUUGUUGUCCGCCAGUUUUUCCUGUCGUUUUUCCAGCGUAUCCGCAAAGACGUCCAUCUUGCUGCAUCCUUCAACCUGACCAAGAUUGAAAAUCUCAUCCACACCGUGAUGCUGUCGGAGGAGAUCAUGUUCAACCAUCAGGACCUCCGCGAGGCUGUCUUGAAGGAGCUGGAUGCAAUGAGCGCCGACAUGACGACACCGUCGGAGCGCUACCAGCCGUCAAACCCAACCGAGGUCAUUGUUCGGAUGUCGUAUCCGCUGGUGGAGUCCAAGCAGCUUGCAAGCGAGUGUCUUUCGCUGUUAUCGACCAUGAUCGAUCUUCGAUUCACGCUGACAGACUUGUCAGAGAAGUCACAUUCGCGUAAAAACGGACUCGUGCUGCUCGCCCUCCGGCUGCUCCUCAACGCCCUCAAUGUCGCCGACGAAGAUGUUUGGCAGAUGGUGAUCCAUUACAUAGUCCCCAUCAUCGACAUGGAUACCGUUUUUGCGGACAUGGACGACAAACUCAAGCACCGCUGGGUGUUCCAAAUCAUCGGUCACAUAUAUGAUGCGUUUCAGAGAAUCCAGGACCCGCCCGCCCAGCGGAGCGAUGAACCCGCGGCUCUGCCGUGUGGAGAGACAGAGAAGCUGGACGAAGUUAUUCUCCCGCUGUAUAUGCUCAUUGUGGGACAGUUCCGCGAUGCCAUCCUCGCGCUCAACAACGCCAAGGGCGAGCGAAUCAUUACCGAGGAGGCUCUCGACCAGGCCGAGUCGAGCCAAGAGCGCUUCCUGUCGUUCAUAGCAUCCCCAGAAUGGACGCAGGUCUAUGAUCUCUACUGCUUCCCGGCAAUGAAGACGAUUCAGUCCGAGGACAUGGAGAUGAUCCCACACAUGACCCGGCGGAUUGCCAAGUCGGUGCGAGUGUUUUUCACCAAGGUGCUCAAGGACGAGAACAGCGGUGCCAAGACGUACCAGUCCAUGGAGAGCUUUUUGUAUUCGAUCUCCAAGAAGCGCAAAGACGAAGAGACAUCGCGGCUGUCGCUGCAGAAGGCCACAGCCGAUGCCGAGCGUCGAGCCUAUUCUCGCUCCUGGGCGUUGAUUCACCGCGAGCUGACGCAGGAACGCGCCAUAUGGUAUGUGGACGAGGGAAGCUCUGCGCCGCCACAGCGAUGGAAGCUCGAUACUCGCGAGGGCUUUGGCCGGAUGCGUCGACGACUUGUGCCCAACUUUGAGUUCGACGACCAUCGACUGGCAUCGGCCAAACGGGACAAAUCCACAGUUCUUGAUCGGGCGAGCCCCUCGCCGCGCAUGUCCCGUAUCGGCUCGACAACGCCUGGCCGGAAGAAGCAGCAGCAGCUCGAGAAGAUCAAGAGCCAGCUCGAAUCAGGGUAUUUGUCCGAAGACAUUCUCAAGGAACUCGCUGCAUCAUCGGCCGAAGCCAUGGAUGACGAAAGCGAGGACGACGAGGAGUGGAACGUUUUGAAGGACGAAGAUCUGACAAUUCAGAUGUCGACCUCGACUGCAGACUCGGAGCGCUUCCUGUGCUCGGUGGAGUGCGAAAUGAUUCUGCUGAUGACGGCAGUCAAGGGCCGGCUCGAGCUCACGACCAAGAGUCUCGUCUUUUACGCCGACUUCCAUAGCACCACUGCUGAGCUGACCGACUACGAAAAAACCGUGCUGAUGCUGGUUGAAUCCGAAGUGAUUCGGGAGCGGCGCUGGCCUGUCCAGAACUUGCGCGAGAUGUACCUCCGCCGAUAUAUGCUCCGUCGGUCGGCGCUGGAGAUCUUCUUUGUCGAUCAGACGAGCUACCUGUUCAACUUUCCCCAGCUCAAGGACCGGACGCGGCUCUUUUCGAAGAUUGUGAGCAUGAGGCUCCCCAAGCUCAUAAGCGCCGACGUGCGUAAUCCUGCCGAAGCGUUCCGCAAGAGCGACAUGACCGAGCGCUGGAGGCGACGCGAGAUCUCCAACUUUGAGUAUCUCAUGUAUUUGAACACUGUGUCAGGACGCACGUACAACGAUUUGACCCAGUACCCGGUGUUCCCGUGGAUUCUGCGCGACUAUACAUCGGACACCAUUGACCUCAACGACCCCAACGUCUAUCGAGACCUGUCCAAGCCGAUUGGCGCCUUGGAUCCCACACGCCUUCAGCAGUAUCUCGAGCGUUACUCGUCUUUCGAGGAUCCGUCCGGCAAGAUCAAAAAGUUCAUGUACGGCACACACUACAGUUCCGCGGCAACGACGCUGUACUAUUUACUGCGAAUGGAGCCGUUUACAAGCUUGCACGUCGCCCUCCAAGGCGGAAAGUUUGACCAUCCCGACAGGCAGUUCCACUCGCUGGAGCGGUGUUGGAAAUUUGUCCUGACAGGCAACGGCGAUGUCAAGGAGCUGAUUCCGGAAUUCUUCUACCUGCCCGAGUUCCUGAUCAACGAGAAUAAGUUUGACCUGGGUCGCCGCCAGAGCGGCGAGCAUGUCGAUGACGUCAUUCUCCCACCGUGGGCGUCGUCGGCUGAGGAGUUCAUCCGCAUCCACCGCGAGGCCCUCGAAGGCGACUACGUCUCCGACAAUCUGCAUCUCUGGAUUGACCUUAUCUGGGGCUAUCGCCAGACGGGCGAAGAGGCAGUUAAGGCGCACAAUGUAUUCUAUUACCUCACUUACGAAGGGGCCAUCAACAUCGAUUUGGUCAAGGACCCAAUCGAGCGAAAGUCAAUCGAGGACCAGAUCAACAACUUUGGACAGACGCCGUCGCAGCUACUCAAGAAACCCCACCCUCCUCGAAUGAAGGUCAAGGCUGGGCUACCGCGAGUCAAUCUCUACGGAACACUGCAAGGGCAUCAGAGCUACCUGAUCCAGCUGCGUGGGCUUCAGCCGCUCCAGUUCGUGCGCAUCACGGCAGAGGCUGGAUCGAAUGCAAACCAAAGUAUGUCGAUCUCUCCAUUCAGCGGCCUUGGCGGUGCAAACCAAGAGCGCAUCAUCACGGUCUCCUCGGACUAUGUCAUCGGAGCACACAAAUGGUCUUCGCAGUCGUAUGAAAGCUCCGAGUCGCUUACGUUCCCGUUCGAGCCCGAUGGAACGCCUAUCGCCAAGCGACGCCUGCCGUCACAGUUCGCCUCCAAUCUACCCCUGGCGACCAAGAAGCUUACGGCAACGGCGUCUGGCAAGUUCAUUUUCUCAGCGGGACACUGGGACUCGUCGUUCCACAUCACAGCCGUCGACAGCUUCAAGACUGUGGCGAUCGUAUAUGGGCACCACGACGUUGUCACCUGCCUGGCGCUCUCGGAAGACGAAAGCAUGCUAGCGACCGGCUCGCGGGACACGACAGUGAUCAUAUGGGAUCUGCAGCACUCGCCCGGCGACGGUCUCAUCGUCCAUCAAGAGAGCCGACGGAUCAUGUUUGGCCACGAGCAGGAAAUAACUGCGGUCGCGAUGAGCAUGGAGCACGACCUCGUUGUGAGUGGCUCCAAGGACGGCUCGUGCAUCCUUCACACAAUCUACGAAAGCCGAUACUUGCGCACGCUGCGUCCGGCAACAGAGCUGCCCGGCGACGCUCUCACGAUCCAGAACGUACUUGUUCCCAGCAGGCAGGGCUUCAUUGUUGUGAUCACGACGAUUCAGCCCGGCAAGCGGACAGGCGUUUCCCCAGGCAUGGCCGUCGAGACGAGCAAAAUCGCCGGCAACCACAAUUCGUCUGGUGUGGAGCUGUACCUGCCCCCGACACCUGUAACAACAACACACCCGCAGCUCAAGAACCCCGGCGACUCGGCGGCUGGCGGCACCACAGGCAGCUCCUUGGACGAUGCGGCCUCUGUGCUUGGACACGAUCGCAUCCGCGCGGCAGCAACAGCGUCGUCUGGGAUCCAUCUUUACACCGUCAACGGCAAAUGCAUCCGAAACCGGUACUUCAACAAGCAACUGUUUGACUUCCAAGUGUCGACGGAUGGGGCAUCGAUCGUCAUGGCUGACAGCCUUGGCCGGAUUUCUGUUAUGAAGACCCAUAGCUUGCAGACUGUCCACCACUUUGACAUUGGAGUCCCGGCUCUGUCGCUCUCUGUGGCACGCAACGAACAGUACAUGUUUGUGGGCCGCACGGAUGGCAAGAUGAUGAUGAUCACUGUCGAGUCCGGAAAAGUGAUGUUUGUCUGAUGGCACACAGAGCACUGCGGACGCGGAUGCCGAGUGUGCAGGUCCGGUCUGGACGGAAGCGGGGCGGACGAAUCUCACCCGCCCGCAAGUCAAUCUCGAGUGCCGGCUUGGAGACCGAAACGGUCCGGCCGGCACUGUCCCUGUCGAUUUCUUUGUUUCUUUGUUUCACUCUUUCUCUCUUUUGGCUGUGCAGCAAGAAUAUACAGACUUUUCAAACAUA